AUGUGCUGCCUUGGUUUGAUCACACUAUAUGCUCUGCGUGUGAAUAUGAGUGUAGCUAUAGUGUGUAUGGUCAACCAUACCGCCGUGGGUCUGAUGGACGUGAAUACUACAGCAGAUGAACCCAAUAACAAGGACUCGUCGACUUGUGAUGGUCAGUUGACCCCUGAAAACUCAACCACGGAUACGGAAGAUGGACCGUUUGCCUGGUCAAAAGAAGAACAAGGAUUCAUAUUGAGUGGUUAUUUCUGGGGAUAUAUAGUUACCCAGAUUCCUGGAGGAUGGCUAUCCACUAGAUUUGGCGGGAAACGGGUGUUCGGUUGGUUUAUGUUGGUGGGGAUUAUAGCCAAUCUUCUCAUCCCGGUGGCUGCUCAACAGGGGUUUUACUACUUAAUGGCGUUAAGAAUCAUAAUUGGUCUUAGCCAGGGAGUUGGCUUCCCAGCAGUUCAAACAGUUCUAGCACACUGGACAAUCCCGGCAGAGGUUAGCAUACUCUGUUCAUUUGCUAUGGCGGGAGCACAAGCUGGUAAUGUGAUAACGUUCCCUAUAGCGGGUUUAUUGUGUCAAUAUGGUUUUAAUGGUGGUUGGCCGAGUAUCUUCUACGUACUAGGUGCGUGUGGUUUCAUUUGGUUUCUAGCAUGGAUGAUUUUAAUACACGAUUCACCAGAACAGCAUCCCAGAAUAUCAGAAAAAGAGAAGAAAUACAUCACUAGUUGUUUAUCAGGCAAAAUCUCAAAUAACCAGAUGAAGCGUUCUAUACCGUGGUUAUCCAUCUUAACGAGUAAAGCUGUCUGGGCGAUCAUCAUAGCCCAUUCAUUAUCUAACUGGGGAACAGAUGUCUUCAUAACCAUGAUACCAACUUACAUGAAAGAUGUUCUCAAGUUUAAUAUUAAAAACAAUGGCGUUCUGUCAGCUUUACCUUAUAUAGGAUUAUGGGUGUGUAUGCUUUUGGCCAGUAAUUUGGCAGAUUUUGUAAGGAAAAGAAACCUACUAUCUCCGACAGUUACCAGGAAAGUUUUUAACACGACAGGUGAAAUAAUCCCUGCCGGUUUAAUGAUAGGAACCGGAUUUAUGGGUUGUAAUCAAUCGACGUAUGCCGUGGCGUUGUUGACAUUGGGAGUCACAAUGACAGGUUUCCAAAAUGGUGGAGGGUUUCUGGUGAACUUUAACGACAUCGCACCACAAUAUGCUGGAAUUAUUUUUGGAAUUUCUAACACCUUGGCAACAAUACCAGGAAUAAUAGCACCAACAGUUGUUGACGCUAUUACACCACACGGAACCCAGGCCGAGUGGCAGAUAGUAUUUUAUAUAACAGCGGGUAUAUACGUUGGUGGAGCUAUCAUCUAUUUGUUAAUGGGUAGUGGAGAAAUACAGAAAUGGGCCGUUAGUAAAAAAGAAAAUAUCGAAUUAUACGUCGUGAAUACAACAAACACCCUGAACUAUUCUAGUGAAAAAACAAAACUCUAAAUUCUAAUUUUACGUCGUGAAAACAUCAGGCACCCUGAGCUAUUUUCUUGAGAAAAUACAAAACUCUAGAUUCUAAUUUUACAUCUUGGAAACAACACCCUGGACUAUUCUAGUGAAAAUUCAAAACUCUAGAUUAUAAUAAACUACAGUU
This is a messenger RNA of Patella vulgata (common limpet), 1615 nucleotides long. RefSeq names its product sialin. Gene Ontology annotation, molecular function: transmembrane transporter activity. The transcript is spliced from 9 exons. Gene Ontology annotation, biological process: transmembrane transport; monoatomic anion transport. The record is from RefSeq and is a predicted model, not a curated record. Lineage: Eukaryota; Metazoa; Mollusca; Gastropoda; Patellidae. The coding region runs from base 1 to 1464 and encodes 487 amino acids.